AUCAACUGCUGUCGUACGCACAGGUGGCAUUGGCCAUGGGAAAUGACACCUCACCUGCACACCUCAACCAAUCAAUGCUUCUGUACCCCGUGACGUUGCUGUAAACUACGCAUUCUUCUUACAGGGCAUUUUUCUUCCUUCUUAUUCAAGUCCCGACUGUUGAGGGGUGGAAGUGCUCUCGGGCAACAGAAAGUGACGUUAUAGAUUUGUCCUUAGUUUGUUAGUCUGUUCUCGCUACAAGCUGACAAUGAGCUCGGAGAAGGCCGCAUACGCAGGCGAGGUUACCGGCCGGACCCGCCGAGACCGAGCCGCGGCCCGACCGGUGACGGUGGCCGUGGCGGUGGGGGCGUGGGUGCUGGUGGUGGCGGCCCUCGUCUUCCUCGCUCACGAGGUCAAAUAUGUGCGAGAGAAGUCCUCGCAAGAAGUGUCUCACUGCUACCAAGAAGUGCCUCAACUGAAAGAUCAGAUCCUGGCGCUGAAGGAUCGUACCUUGGCUAUGGAGAUUAAGCAAGACGCCGCUAUUGGGUACAAGGAGGAAGCGUCCUCGCACAAGGAGGAAAUGACGGCCCUGAAAAUCCACCUGUCGUCCCUGCAGACUCAACUAGACAGCGAACGUACGGAGUUACAGAAGGAGAAAGCUGACGGGGCGUCUCUGAGGGAGAGACUGGCUGUGCUGGAAACAAAGUUCCAACUCGGGCAUGCUGAGGAACACAACUUUCGAGAGGGCGGGAAGCCGAACCAAGCUGACGAUGUCCCUGAACACAACGCCACCUUGCGGAGGUACAGGCGAUCCCCCAACUCUGUCACACCUUACGGUCCCUUCCGAGGUGCUGAAGGACCGGCCGGACGAGACGGGCGGGACGGCCGUGAUGGUGUUCCCGGGCCGCCCGGGCCUCCGUGCGGGUGUGGGGAGCCGUCUUGCAAACAGGGUCCUCCUGGACAAGAGGGCCCGCCUGGACCACCUGGAGUAAAUGGAUCAUGCACAGACUACGUCAACUACCGUGAUGUACUGGCACAGAGCAUCUGUACAGCGGUCACCGACCGAGGAGCAUACAUCUUCGCCAUCCGUCGGGAUUGUAGUCGUAACGGGGACGGUCAGACGUGCAACGACAUAUGCACCUCCCAGGAAGAUGUCUUCAAGCAGGGAAGCACCUCAGAGUGCUUUGAUGCCAUACAUGUGUACGGAGGUCGGCCUGUCCUUUCAUCCGACCACAACACUGACGCUGGAAAAGUUGGCCCUGCCGCAUAUCGCUAUCAUGGUGGCUGUGCCCAUCCCAGCUGCGGACCAAACUACUGUUGCUGUCGCGUUCGCUAGCUCUAGCAUCUUACCAAGAUUAGAGAUUGUCAAGUGAAUAUAUAUCAAACAGCACGUCUAACCAAUAUCCGAUUCAAAUCCAGAUCUAUUAAAUUCUUAGGUUAUGUUCUUUUGUUUCCGAAAAUAAUACAAGGCACUUUCAGACAUGUUUCCUUUGCUGUAUUAUAAUAUCCAUCAAUUAACAAUUUAUCACUUGAGCCGGGAAGAAUCUUUCUAUGUAUUUCUCAAGUUACUAGUAUUUUGUAUUUGCUUCUACGUGACUUUGUCUGUUCGACAUGCUGUACAAUAAACAAUAGAGAAUUUCUGUAUGUCCAUAUUGUCUCUGUGAUGUUUGUGCAAAUUCGGUGUGCUGCUCAAUAAACAAUCUAAACACUAA
Branchiostoma floridae (Florida lancelet) is the source of this 1691-nucleotide messenger RNA. RefSeq lists its product as uncharacterized. Bases 248 to 1315 code for a protein of 355 amino acids. The record is from RefSeq and is a predicted model, not a curated record. Lineage: Eukaryota; Metazoa; Chordata; Leptocardii; Amphioxiformes; Branchiostomatidae. The transcript has 6 exons.